Sphenostylis stenocarpa is the source of this 429-nucleotide messenger RNA. Lineage: Eukaryota; Viridiplantae; Streptophyta; Magnoliopsida; Fabales; Fabaceae. The record is from the annotation of a GenBank genome assembly.
AUGCAUAAGCGCCAACAAGAAGAAAAACCUCUUUUACUCCACACACAUCCACAACCACUAGCUCAAGACACGACUCGUGGUGGCGACGAUUCCGGUGGCUUGGGGGAGCUGAUGGAGGAGGCAAAUAUGGUUGCGGAGUACAGUAGAGAUAGUCGUAAGCCACGAAGGCUCAUAGUUGGUGCAGGGAAGAAUGCGAUUGGUAUUGGGACUUGGGUUGUAGUGAGGGUGGUGGUUCAUCAAUUUGGGAGAGCGCCUGAGCUUGGGAUGCAAUGGCUUGACUGGGUGGCUCGCCGCGUUGGGUGGCGUGAUUUCGGUGGCUUCGUGGAGCUGAUGGAGGCGCGAAGGAGGGCGAUGGUGGUCGUGGAUCAGGCUGGUGAAGGUGCAAUGGUCGAUGGUUUAGGUCAUGGGGUAGAAAAAGAGAGGGGGUGA